AUGUUGAAGCGAUCAGCUGUGCCAAGUGGAUCCAUUUUAAUAAACUGGAAGGAAGGCGUAAAAAAAAUAAUGAACAAGUGGGGAGUACUUGAGAAAAACAAAGAGGAGAGUCCAGAGGUGCACCCCUUAACGAAUUGCAGGUGGGAAAUCACGACCUUCAAUUUUCUUCUACAAAAGAAGACUUCCUUUUUCCUUCACAUACACGAAAAUGGGACCGUAAAAAUGUCUGACGAUGUACAAGGCACGUGGGUAUACAGCAAUUAUUAUUUAACUUGGAUCGUGGAGCAUGAGGACCGACGUGUCUUCUACACAGCGGAGCUCCUCUGGAAUGGCGACAAAAGCAAAUUGGUCAAGGGCAUCAUUUAUGAGGAGAAGAAAGGACGGCGCUUCUUCCUACCUGCGUAUUUUUUUCGCAAAAUCCUUGGGUCCUUCGAAGGACGCGUGUCCGUGGAAUCACCUACGACGCAGCAUGUGGAUGAUGCCUUGUAUGAUCCUGCGUAUAAUUUGUAUCACAAUAUUCACAAGGAUCCUUCUCGUGGCGAUGGAGAUGAUACCAUACCCAUAUCGUAUAACUUGUUUGACCAGAUUUUUUCCUCUCUCGUUUUUUACAUAACCAAUGAAAUCACUUCGACUAGAACGAGGAUCCAUGUUCAAAUUAUUUUUACAGAACACACCAAAGUUUGUCACAUCAUCGUAUUCUAUCAGGGGAGGAGGGGAGGGGCGUUUAUUGGCGCGGACUGCAGCAACACAAGGGGCGUGUUGGCGGAGGGCGUGACGGUGGGGAACAUAAAAUAA
Molecule: messenger RNA, 795 nt
Organism: Plasmodium fragile
Lineage: Eukaryota; Apicomplexa; Aconoidasida; Haemosporida; Plasmodiidae
Exons: 3
Coding region: 1-795 (264 amino acids)
Source: RefSeq, a predicted model, not a curated record